AUGAAGGCAAAUAUGUAAAAAUAAAACGAUAAACAACUUCAAAUUCUAUUGAAAAGAUCUUACGAGACAAGCUAUCGUACGAGUGAAAGAAAAAUCGACACGAAAAAUUUCAAGGUAUUACUCGAUUUCGUUACCUAAAUUUUGUAUAAAUCGUAAACACAUGCGUAUUAAUUAAAUAAUAUUAUUAAUCAAGUACAAAUGAAACUAAAAGAUUAUCGAAGAAGCGACGCCAUCGAAGAGACGCUAUCAAUAGGUUAGGAAAAGUUACGAAUCUAAUGCGACGUAUUAUGUUGUUACUGUCACGAAAUUCUGUGGAUAAAUGAUACCCUCGACACGUUUCGAGACAAAGUCGAAAGUGGCCGGGAGUCUGCGACCCUACAUAAACACAGGUGUUUGUAUUCGUGUUGUUUUGAUCUGGAGCUUCAAGGCUCUUACUUUAUCUAAGAAACGAAAAGCUUUAUUACAUCAUGCAGUGAAAUUAUUAUUUUAACUAUUAAAAACGAACAUUUUUAACAAACUAUUGAAUUUAGUAUUAGAAUUGUUAAAAAUUACACAGUGCAAAAUUAGAGAAUCAACAAACGAUAAUAAAUAUAAUAAACAUAAUAAAAGUACAAGCAUAUGUAUUUAUGUAAUAUACAUAUGUGAUUAUCUUCUAGAAUUUACUAUAUUAAGUAUAUUAAUUCAGAUUUCUAAACUUCAGAAGAAAUUCUUAAAGGUCUAUGCAAUGUUA
Messenger RNA from Heterotrigona itama, 730 nucleotides. The record is from the annotation of a GenBank genome assembly. Lineage: Eukaryota; Metazoa; Arthropoda; Insecta; Hymenoptera; Apidae.